This is a messenger RNA of Phalaenopsis equestris, 459 nucleotides long. Its product is annotated as 60S ribosomal protein L14-2-like. Lineage: Eukaryota; Viridiplantae; Streptophyta; Magnoliopsida; Asparagales; Orchidaceae. The record is from RefSeq and is a predicted model, not a curated record. The annotation marks the transcript as partial. Gene Ontology annotation, biological process: ribosomal large subunit biogenesis; translation. Gene Ontology annotation, molecular function: RNA binding; structural constituent of ribosome. Gene Ontology annotation, cellular component: ribosome; cytosolic large ribosomal subunit. The transcript has 3 exons.
GGUAUUUAUGUAAAUGUUUAUCGAUAAUCCUUUGUUGGUUAUUAUCAUCUCAGGCCUUAGUUGAUGCUCCUGACAUGGUACGAGGACAAAUGAACUUCAAGAGGCUGUCUCUGACUGAUAUCAAGAUUGACAUCCCCCGAAUUCCCAAGAAGAGCAAACUGAUCGAGGCCAUGGAAGCGGCUGAUGUGAAGAAUAGAUGGGAGAAGAGCUCUUGGGGGAGGAAGCUGAUUGUGCAAAAGAGGAGAGCUGAACUGAAUGAUUUCGAUAGAUUUAAGGUCAUGUUGGCUAAAAUUAAGAGAGGAGAUUCCAUCCGACGUGAGCUUUCAAAGCUAAAGAAGAGUGCUUCAAAGUGAGGCUUUUGAAGAAUUAAUGGCUGAUUCUGUUCCCAUUAUUGCAGGAUUAAGCUGAGUGUGUACCAACCGUUGUUAGAACAAGUGUAGUUUUGGUCGGUGUUAUGAA